AUGUAUAGAUGGCUUAGUUUUCCAUUACGCCGUACCACUUGUAGAGUCAGUGAAUGGCGUCCAUCUCACUUGCGGUUCUCACUUCGAUUUGGAUCUAGUGUCGCCGGUACGUUUUACCCUGAAUCAGAUACUGCGGGAUCGAACACAAUGCAAAACGACAUUCACUUAGGUAUCGUCAUCAAACCUCAAAGCACCUUGACCGAACUCUGGGAACAGGCUGUAAAAGCGUGGCCAUAUCGAAGGUUCCUUGGUGCCAAGAUGUGGGUACGUGGUAAGCUGGGGUACAUAUGGGCUACCUACGAAUCUAUCGCUAAAGAAAUUGAUGUCAUGCGAAUCCUGCUACAUAAAAUGGGUGUUGAUAAGGGCUCUCGCGUGAUUGUUAUUAGCGAAAAUCGUUAUGAGUGGGUAGUUGUGCACUUUGCGACAAUGCAGCUAGGUGCACAAUUCGUUGCCUUACCCACUAAUAUUACGCCAUCUGAGGCACAGUUGGUAACACGUACCACACAGUCAAAAGUGCUUUUCGUGGAAACAACAACCUCGUAUGCAGCGGUAAAAGGGUGGAUUGGUUGCGUUGGACAGUUGGAGCAUGUUAUUUGCUUCGAGGACCAACUUGGGGAAGCAAGCUACACCGUAGCGAUUAAUAUAUCAGCGGAUGUUCCGGAAAAGGUAGCGCCACGAACGGAUAUCAAAGCGGAGGAUACGGCAAUGAUCAUGUUCACCUCCGGGACAGCAGGACCCCCAAAGGGAGUGAUGCUUUCACACAAAGCUAUUGUAGCCAACAUCAGCUCUGUUUACGCUAGCCUAGGUGAGGCACUGACACACACUGACCUCUUUAUGUCCCUGUGUCCUUGGUCUGUUGCAGGCGCCCUAACGGCAGAGCUGUAUCAGGCAAUCUGCAAAGGGGCUUGUAUUUGCAUUCCCCCAGAACUUAUCGAGGGGUUUCAGGAUCUACCUCUUGUCAACCCUAGCGUUAUUGUGUCUGUUGCGCAACCAUUUCAACGAGCUUAUGCUAAUAUUGUAGACGAUGUCAUGAAUCGAGGGACCUUUACAAAGGAUCUCACCCGCCUUACGAUUGGUCGUAUCACGGAAAAUCGCCUUAUGAUGAAAAAACCAGGCCGAGUGCUGCGAGCCUUUUCAAACAUGCUACUUGGGAAGUUUAAGGAGCAGUUUGGCACUGAACUACGUAUUACUAUUAUUAUUGGCCAUCAGCUCACAAAAGAUCAAGCAGAGUUAAUGGCGGAUCUGGAUGUGUUUGUAGUGAGUACCUACGGCUGUUUGGAGGCUGGUGGACUUAUUUCUACAGAUAUCGAUGUCCCACAACGUUUGAGGGCACUUCCUGGUAUCGAAGUGCGCAUCAUAAAUGAUAAAAAUGAAAUUGUUGCUCCUGGCGACUUGGGGGAGAUUCUUGUAGAGUCACCUCACGCUAUGCAGGGCUACUUUGACGUUCAUAUCGACCCAGAAGAAGCAAAAAACUCCCUCAUUGAGUACGGGAGUCGCUCAUUUGUGCGAACAGGUGACUAUGGCUCUAUGACCGGCGGCUGGAUGACUGUAAAAGGCAACAAGGAUGUCCUUAUUACCUUGGCUAACGGGAAGACUGUGAAUCCACUCGAAAUUGAAACCACAUUAUCGAAGAGUCCUUUCAUAAAGCAAGUUUUCGUCUAUGGAAAUAAUCAACCAUAUGUUGUUGCUCUUGUGGUGCCGAAUGCCAAGGCGAUCGCGGCACAUCUGCGCAAAGUAGAGCGACGCGAUGGGCUUCCUAUUGUCAGUGAACGAGAGAAAGCGGAUACUGUUCGUGCAGAAUUGAGGCGUGUGUCGAAGAACCUUCCGCCUCGUACCCAUGUUCGUCGGUUUGCCUUUGUCGAUGAGUUUACUCUAGCGAAUGGCUUUAUAACGGCUAAGAUGGGCUACGCACGGCAGAAGAUCGAGAAUCACUAUGUUCACUACUUUGAAGCUUUAUACGAUGAAACUCCAAAGUUUUAUGGGUUCGCUGUUGACGAUUAUGAUGAUCUUUUUUAG
Messenger RNA from Phytomonas sp. Hart1, 2016 nucleotides. NCBI's taxonomy places the organism in Eukaryota, Euglenozoa, Kinetoplastea, Trypanosomatida, Trypanosomatidae. The record is from the annotation of a GenBank genome assembly.